This is a messenger RNA of Rotaria sp. Silwood1, 2034 nucleotides long. NCBI's taxonomy places the organism in Eukaryota, Metazoa, Rotifera, Eurotatoria, Philodinida, Philodinidae. The record is from the annotation of a GenBank genome assembly.
AUGAAAGAUUAUAUUGAAAAAUUAGAUGAUGAGAAAUUAAAACUUGAUUUUAAACAUGGAAAUGUUACAUUAGAAAAUCUUCAUUUAAAACCAGAAGCAUUGGUUGGAAUGGGUCUUCCUGUAACAGUAGCGACUGGUUUUAUUGAAAAACUUUCAAUCGCUAUUCCAUGGAAAAACCUUCAAUCACAUCCGACAAAAGUACAACUCGACGGAUUCUAUAUGUUAAUUGUACCGAAGAAUGAAGUACAUCAUGAUUUGCAUGAAUAUCAUGCAGAAAAAAUGAAACGAGUUCAACGUAAAUUGGAUAAUCUUAGAAAAGCAGCAUUAGAUGAACAAAAAGUUAAUGAAAAAGAAAGAGGAUUUUUUGAAAAAAUGAAAUUUCAAAUGUUACAAAAUCUUGAAAUAACUCUAAGAAAUUUUCAUAUUAGUUAUGAAACGAAAUCAACUACUAAAUUAGGACAUCCAUUUUCAUUUGGUGUUACAAUUCAUUAUUUACAAUUAAUUACAACAACAAAUAAAGAACGAGCAGAAAAAGUUAAAGAAAAUACACUUGUCAUUGCUCAGCUUAAAGAAGUCGAAUUAUUAUCACUCUAUUGGAAUACGAAUUGUACAUCAAGAAUUCAUAUGCCAUUUCAAUAUGUUGUUGAUGAUCUCAAAUCGAAAAUAGCGACUAAUGACAAAGUACCAAGAAGCGAUCAAAUGAAUUAUAUUUUGCAUCCAGUCAAUUUGAAUUUAGAAUUAGAAAUUUCAACUAAAUUCGCGGAACAAAAUUUUCAACGACCAAUGUAUAAAAUAAAAAAUAAAAUAGAACGAAUGAGUUUUGAAAUUGAUCCAAAACAAUUUUCUGAUCUACUUGAUUUUAUUAAAUUUCAAAAUUACAGUGUUUUCUAUGAUCGAUGUCGAGAAUAUCGUCAAUUGUGUUUAAAAGAUUUAGUUGGAAACACAAAAUUAACAAAAGAAGAACAAGAUCGUUUUCAAGUCCUAGAAUCAAAAUUAGAUGUUUUCACAAUGGCAUAUAUUCGACAUAGUGUUGAAUUAGAAACUCAUUUAUAUGCAGACACAAAUGCUUAUGAUGAUUAUAGUUGGUGGAGUUGGUGGUGGAGUGGAAGAACAAACGUGAAUCAAGAUCAUCAUCGAGUAAUCAAAGGAAACAUGCAUGAUGAAGAUGAAUUUUUCUCCGAAGAGUUGUUAGAUAUUGAAGCACAACUAAUAAUAAACAAACUUGAUUUUGCUUUAUUAUCAGCAUCAAAAAAAAGAAAAUUAAAUGAAAAAAAUGAUAUAAUUAGUCAUAUUAUAAUGGAAAAUACUCGAAUGAAUUACAAACGACGAGCUAUUUCGUCGAGUAUCUUAUUUAUAUUUGAUAUUGGAUAUUUUCGAAUAUUUGGUUUAAAAUCUAAUGAACAACAUCGACCAUUAGUAUUAACAUCAAGUUCGAAAUCAUUAAAUUCAUUGAUACAUCUAGAAUUUGAAUUAGCUCCAAUUCAUAAAAAAGCUGAUUUUCGAUUUCUUUUAAUAAUGGAACCACUAACUAUAAUCUAUCAUGCUGCCACAAUCAAUGAAAUUGUUGCACAUUUUGAACCAAUUGAUAAAAAUACUUAUUCUGUAUCUUCACAUUGGCGUAUUGCUGUUAAAAUAGCACAAAUGGCUGAAGUUGAAUUAUCAAAAAUAAUUAUGACUAAAAUUAUAAAUCAUCAUGAAUCAGUUCCAUUAUUUUCUUCAAUAAUGAUAGAAGUAAUCAAUCGAAUUAAUCUAUAUUUUAAUAUAUUUCCUCCUCAUACGAGUAUCGAAUCUCAUAUCUCGAUUAAAAAAUUAUCUUUAAUUAUUAUGCAUACAAAAACAUCGAUCGAAACAGAUAUAUCCUGUCAUAUAUUGAAGACAAGAGAUGUAGAUGAAUAUAGUAAAUCAAUAAGUAUUAUAUUAAAAAACUUAUCAAUGAUACUUCAUUCAUCUUUAGUAUCAAUCCAAUCAUCUUGGCCAUUUUACCAAAAUAAUGUUAUUGAAUUAUUAUAUUCUGACACUGGUACGAAACUAUGA